GCAGAGGAUACCAUCAUGGAGGUUUCAUCCAAGGAAAAUACUCACUUUUUCUCAAACAACACAAUCUUGCCCGUGGACCGAUCUUCAUUCAAAUCUGAAUCAUCUGCAUCCAAGGAAAAGCAGUCAUGUUGUGGAGGUAUAAAGAUAUUUCUUGGUGCAUUGUCUUUUGUUUAUUUUGCUAAAGCACUGUCAGGAAGUUAUCUAAAAAGUACUAUCACACAAAUAGAAAGAAGAUUUGACAUCCCUUCCUCUUUGGUUGGUGUUAUUGAUGGAAGUUUUGAAAUUGGGAACCUCCUAAUCAUAAUUCUAGUGAGCUACUUUGGAGCAAAGCUUCACAGGCCAAGGAUAAUUGGAGCAGGCUGCUUAAUUAUGUCAGCUGGAACAUUCCUAAUUGCAAUGCCCCAGUUCUUCAUGGGAAGAUACAGGUAUGAAAGAUUCCCUUCCACCAUAAAUUCCACUGUCAGCCUCUCUCCAUGUCUGCAGGAUAAAAGCCAAACUCCACUCUCAGCCCUGGAGAAAUCUCAAGCAAAAAUAAAUGCAGGGUGUGAGAAGGAAGCAGGCUCUUCCAUGUGGAUCUAUGUUUUACUUGGAAACCUCCUGCGUGGAAUAGGUGAAACCCCCAUCCAGCCCCUGGGAAUUGCAUACAUUGAUGAUUAUGCUGUUGAAGAGAAUGCUGCCUUAUAUAUUGGCUGUGUGCAGACAGUGGCAAUUAUAGGGCCAAUAUUUGGCUUUCUCCUGGGAUCCCUGUGUGCCAAACUUUACGUUGACAUUGGCUUUGUGGAUCUGGACAGCGUCACCAUCAGCCCCAAGGACGUGCAGUGGGUGGGAGCGUGGUGGCUGGGCUACCUGAUAGCUGGGCUGAUCAGCAUCCUGGCUGGCAUCCCCUUCUGGUUCCUGCCCAGGCACCUCCCCAGGCCCGAGGGCAGGAAGGACUCCAGCACCUCCUCUGAGCACUCCAGGUUCAUCACUGAGGACAACAGGGACCAAGGCACAUCCUCCUGGCAGCAGGCGAAGAUUGCAGAGUUGGCAAAAGACUUCUUGCCAUCACUGAAGAACCUCUUUGGGAAUCCAGUUUACAUUCUGUAUUUGUGUGCAAGUAUUAUUCAGUUCAAUUCUUUGAUUGGCAUGGUGACAUAUAAGCCAAAGUAUAUUGAGCAACAGUAUGGGCAGACAUCUUCAAAAACUAACUUUGUUAUAGGUCUUAUUAACAUUCCUGCUGUAGCCUUUGGCAUAUUCUCUGGAGGACUGAUCAUGAAGAGAUUUGGAGUCGGUGUUGUGGGGGCUGCAAAGCUUUCCCUGGGAUCGUCUUUCUUUGGUUACCUUUUGCUGCUCUCCUUGUUUGCCAUGGGCUGUGGGAACUCGGAGGUGGCUGGACUGACUGUGUCCUACCAUGGAGCUAAACCAAUGAGUGACCACGAGCAAGCCCUGUUUUCAGAGUGCAACUCAGGCUGCUCCUGUUCCAGGAACGACUGGGACCCCAUCUGUGGGGAGAAUGGAGUUACCUACGUGUCCCCCUGCCUGGCCGGCUGCCGCGCGUCCAGCGGCACCGGGAAAAACACCGUAUUUUUUAACUGCAGCUGUGUGGUGGGAACCUUUGAAUCUUCACAAAGCUCCUCAGCUGUGGUGGGACCGUGUCAAAAAGGAAACGAGUGCCCCAAAAUGUUUCUGUAUUUUCUAGUAAUAUCAGUUAUCACUUCAUACACUUUGUCAGUAGGUGGCACACCUGGAUACAUACUGCUCCUAAGGUGUAUUAAACCCCACUUGAAAUCAUUUGCACUUGGUAUCUAUACCCUGGCAAUAAGAGUACUUGCGGGUAUUCCAGCCCCAGUGUAUUUUGGAGUAGCCAUAGACACCACUUGCCUGAAAUGGGGCAGCAAAAGAUGUGGGGGAAGAGGAGCAUGCAGACUCUAUGACGCCAGUGCACUCAGGUAUGUGUACCUGGGGCUGACUUUGGUCUUGGGCACGGUAUCCAUUUUCUUCAGUGUUGCUGUCCUUUGGGUUCUCCGAAAAAAGUCAUCUCCACAAGAUGAGACCCUCUCAGCCAACGGGGAGAGAGGCGCCUGUGGGACAAAGAGCAGAAAAGAUAAUUUUGUCAAUAGUGACCAGUUUAUUCAGUCAACUUACUGGCCAGAAAAGGAGACCAGGCUUUAGGAAAACUCAGAUCUCCACCGUGCUUUUACCCAGUGAGUGGUGUUCCGGGCUAAAAUCCAUCAUCAGUGAAGCAGUAUCUUAGUAGCCGCCCUGAAAAUGUUCAUCCUCUUGAAAGUUUCACUGUGAACCCCAAAAGCAAA
Molecule: messenger RNA, 2291 nt
Organism: Agelaius phoeniceus (red-winged blackbird)
Lineage: Eukaryota; Metazoa; Chordata; Aves; Passeriformes; Icteridae
Source: RefSeq, a predicted model, not a curated record